This is a messenger RNA of Penicillium malachiteum, 1539 nucleotides long. RefSeq lists its product as uncharacterized. Bases 1 to 1539 code for a protein of 512 amino acids. The record is from RefSeq and is a predicted model, not a curated record. The transcript has 3 exons. Lineage: Eukaryota; Fungi; Ascomycota; Eurotiomycetes; Eurotiales; Aspergillaceae.
AUGCCGCUCAAUAAUAUGCACACCAGAAAGCCAACAAGAAAGGAUGGGAGGAAGAGGACAUCAUCUACGGUUUCCAAUGUUACAACGACCACACAGGCUGGUCCUGGCGAACCUCACAACCUAAGUCACUCUCCAUCUGAGCGAGUCAAUGGUUCGAAACAGGUUGCGAAGCCGCAGGCAGCUUCAGCAUCACCUCCUCCACCCCCACCACCACCAACUGAACCCGCGCAAAAGGUCCCAAACGUUUUUGAAUUCCUUGAGGAGAGCGAGGAAGCUUCAGCUUCAUCGUCAUCGUCGUCAUCGUCCGAGUCCUCUGAUUCCGAUGACGAAGAGCCUGCCCCCGCGACUCGGGCCGCUGUGAUAAAUAUCCAGUCGCCGAAACCGCGUGCUAGUCCUGUACCACAUGCGCUUUUGGCAUCGAAGGCAGGCACUUCUCCGAAGCUGCCAGAAUCUCCUGCGAGUGGGGUGUCAAGACGUUCCAGUGACAUUCGGUCACCACCGGUACCAUCACCGCCAUCCGUGCCUCCAUCGGAAACCCAGCUGGUAGCAAGGAAAAAAGUGCCAUCGCCGGCGAAAAGGCCGACGAAAGAGCUUCACAGAUCUCCAGCUGCGCCUUCGCCACCACCACAAGGCAAGCGCCAAUUGCAGAUCUCCCGGCCAGAGAACUAUUACCCUAGGGAAGCGGCUCCAAUGCACAGAUCCCUGCUCCCACCUUCUCCCCCGAGUAGCCCGGAGGAUAGUAUCCACCGCGCGCUCCAACGAAGGGACUCAAAUGCUUCACAAGUAUCAUCAGGCUAUGGACUUGUGGCAUCGCACUUGACCCGCUCAGCCGGCGAGGACAAAGGAGCGUUUCCACCGAUGUAUCGGCGCUUCGAGAGCUUAAACCAUCGUGUUCUGCUCCACCUACAAGACGAGAUCUCACAAAUGGAGGAAGACCUCCAGACCUUGGAUGAAUACGAAGAGAUGCACCGUGUCGCUGCCGCCGAGAAGGAAGGCAAUAAGCCCGUGCCUGCAUCUCGUCGCCUGGACGCCCAGUCCCAGUCUUUUUCGUCGCUGCAUUAUAGACGUAUGGACCUUAUGGCAGCGUUGAUCCAUAAGACUGAACAAUACAACAAUGCUCUCAGCGCAUAUAGCAAAGUUAUUCAAACUCUGCCUCGCGCUACCGAUGAUGAUAUCCGGAAUUAUCGCUGUUGGAUGAAAGAACAUAAUCCCAUCGCGGCGGCAGAAACCCGCUUCUUGGAUCAAGGUGUUGAUCUUGUCUCUCUUACUCCGCGCUCUGCCGCUUCCGCUGCCUCGGCGCCAGUUUACAUGGCCAUUAUCAUCGCAUCCGGAGCUAUUCUGUUACCAUUGCUUGCGUUUAGCAUGAUUGCAGAAUUCUCUGGUCGACUCGUCGUGGUUACAGUCGUUGGUGGAGCUGCAGCUGCGAUCGCAGCAAACUAUUCCGCUGGCAUUGAUACUCUGGUUGACUCGAGAGAUGGUUGGAGAUGUGCUACUCUGUACUUUGGUUUCAUGACUGUUGCCGCGAUGUUCAUUCCAUGA